Oncorhynchus masou masou (cherry salmon) is the source of this 4696-nucleotide messenger RNA. RefSeq names its product integrator complex subunit 2-like. Gene Ontology annotation, cellular component: integrator complex. The record is from RefSeq and is a predicted model, not a curated record. NCBI's taxonomy places the organism in Eukaryota, Metazoa, Chordata, Actinopteri, Salmoniformes, Salmonidae. Gene Ontology annotation, biological process: snRNA 3'-end processing. Bases 772 to 4404 code for a protein of 1210 amino acids. The transcript has 25 exons.
AGCGCCCCAAUGCAUGCUAGUAAUGCUAGUGCUAGCUACUCCCAGGCACUCUGCUAGCUAGCCGUGGUGGCUGAACAUUUUGCCCACAUCUGCCCAUAUAGCCUUUUAUGUUGAAGUAGUCACUUAUGUACAUUCAUUUAUUGUGAUCAUAUUGUAAAUAUUUAUUUAUCUGAACAUAGGUUGAAUUACUUUAUACAGACAGAUUCGUAAGAAUGAGACUGUCAGAGUUCGCGAGCUAGCUACGUUAGCUAACUGUUAGGAGCAGAAAUACGGAUACAGCGAAUGCAUACGAGUGGCUGUUGUGCUACGUGAGUGAGAGGUUUGACGUCCUAAAGGCUACAUUCCUUCGUUGACACAUCCCUAGAGAAGUCUCUCAGGUGUGGACCCAGUCCCAGACUACCAGCAGAGAGGUGUGGACCCAGUCCCAGACUACCAGCAGAGAGGUGUGGACCCAGUCCCAGACUACCAGCAGAGAGGUGUGGACCCAGUCCCAGACUACCAGCAGAGAGGUGUGGACCCAGUCCCAGACUACCAGCAGAGAGGUGUGGACCCAGUCCCAGACUACCAGCAGAGAGGUGUGGACCCAGUCCCAGACUACCAGCAGAGAGGUGUGGACCCAGUCCCAGACUACCAGCAGAGAGGUGUGGACCCAGUCCCAGACUACCAGCAGAGAGGUGUGGACCCAGUCCCAGACUACCAGCAGAGAGGUGUGGACCCAGUCCCAGACUACCAGCAGAGAGGUGUGGACCCAGUCCCAGACUACCAGCAGAGAUGUCAGAAAGUGCAGGGCUGCAGUUUGUCAGCCCAUAUGCCUUUGAGGCCAUGCAGAAGGUGGAUGUGGUGCGUCUGGCUGCCCUGAGUGACCCAGAGCUGAGGCUGCUGCUGCCCUGCCUGGUUCGGAUGGCUCUGUGUGCCCCAGCCGACCAGAGCCAGUCCUGGGCCCAGGACAAGAAGCUCAUCCUGCGCCUGCUCUCCGGGGUGGAGGCUGUCAACUCCAUUGUGGCCCUCCUGUCUGUCGAUUUCCAUGCUUUGGAGCAGGAUGCCAGGAAGGAGCAGCAACUCAGGCACAAGGCGGGUGGCUCUAAUGGAGAGAGCAUCCUGGUGUCUCAGCUGCAGCAUGGCCUCACCCUGGAGUUUGAACACAGUGACCCUCUCAGGAGACUCAGGCUGGCACUCAGUGAACUACUGGCCAUCAUGAACAAGGUGUCUGAUUCCAAUGGGGAAUGGUUCUUGAAGUCCUCUGAGCUAUUUGAGAGCCCUGUUUACCUGGAAGAAGUUGCAGAUGUUCUCUGUAUACUUCAAGCAGAGUUGCCCUCUCUGCUGCCCAUCAUAGACGUGGCAGAGGCUUUGCUGCAUGUGAGAAACGGUGACUGGUUUCUGUGCCUGCUGGUUGCCAACGUCCCUGACAGCUUUAAUGAAGUGUGCAGGGGCCUGAUAAAGAACGGGGAGCGUCAGGAUGAGGAGAGCAUGGGAGGGAGACGCAGGACAGAGGCCCUGAGACAGCUGUGUCAGAUGAACCCCUCCCAGGCACUCAACAUCAGAGCCAUGGUGGUGGAGGAGUGUCAUCUGCCAGGUCUGGGUGUGGCCCUGACCCUGGACUAUAAGCCUGACACGGCCGAUGAUGCAGUCAGCCCUCUGGUGUCCUACGUCAGUGGGCUGCUGCUGGGCACCAAUGGGAAAGUACGCACCUGGUUCAGCAUGUUCAUACGCAACGGACAACAGAGGAAGCGUGAGAGCAGUUCUGUGCUGUGGCAGAUGCGUAGGCAGCUAUUGUUGGAGCUGGUGGCCAUCUUGCCCCGGUCGCGCAGCACCCACGAGCCCAACGACAGUGUGGAGGACGCAGAGAGCAGCUCUGGGUACUCUGGUCUCCGGGAGGAGCACGUGGUGAAGGCCUCCGCCCUGCUCAGACUCUACUGUGCCCUCAUGGGCAUCGCAGGACUCAGGCCCACUGAUGAGGAGGCAGAGCAGCUCCUCCAGCUCAUGACCAGUCGACCCCCGGCCACUCCAGCUGGGGUUCGAUUUGUCUCUCUGUCCUUCUGUAAACUACUGGCCUUCCCCACACUCGUGAGCACCCCGGAGCAGGAGCAGCUGAUGGUGAUGUGGCUCAGCUGGAUGAUCAAAGAAGAGGAGUACUUUGAGAGUGCUGCAGGGGUCGCCGCUUCCUUCGGAGAGAUGCUAUUACUGGUUGCCAUGUAUUUCCAUAGCAACCAGCUCAGCGCCAUCAUCGAGCUGGUCUGCUCCACUUUGGGGAUGAAGAUUGCAAUUAAGCCCAGCUCUCUGAGCAAAAUGAAGACCAUCUUUACCCAGGAGAUUUUCACUGAGCAGGUGGUCACUGCCCACGCUGUGAGGGUGGCGGUUACCAACAACCUGAGUGCCAACAUCACAGGCUUCCUGCCCAUCCACUGUAUCUACCAGCUGCUCCGCAGCAGAGCCUUCACCAAGCACAAGGUCUCCAUCAAGGACUGGAUCUACAGGCAGCUGUGUGAGACAUCCACCCCGCUCCACACCCAGCUGCUGCCCCUCAUCGACGUGUACAUCAACUCCAUCCUGACCCCAGCUUCCAAGGCCAACCCUGAGGCCACCAACCAGCCAAUCACUGAGCAGGAGAUCCUCACCAUCUACCAAGGCUCCACUGCAGGGGGAGAGGGUGGUCGAGCGGUGCGUUCCAGAUACAGCAUCACCACACAGCUCCUCAUCCUCUACUAUAUUCUGUCCUAUGAGGAGGCUCUCCUGUCCAACACUAAACAACUGGCUCUGAUGCAGAGGAAGCCCAAGUCGUACUCUGCCAUACUCAUGGACCAGAUCCCCAUCAAAUACCUCAUCACCCAGGCCCAGGGCCUGCAACAGGAGUUGGGUGGCCUCCACUCGGCCUUGCUGCGGCUGCUGGCCACUAACUACCCCCACCUGUGUAUGGUUGAGGACUGGGUGUGUGAGGAGGAGGUGACAGGAACCCUGCCUCUGCUCCGGAGGAUGCUGCUCACCUCUAACACCUGUAGAUACUCCCAGACACAACUCCACGACGCCUUCCAGAAGGUUCCCUCCAGUGGUCCCAGACUUAUGAGGAUGCUGGACCACCUGACCCUGCUGUCAGCUGGAGACCUGAUCCCCUACGCCGAGGCUCUGACGGGUAGCAUGGGGCUGCUACUGGGCCCCAGUGUCCCCCGACGCAUCCCCCAGACCCUCAACAAACUCUGGAUGGUCCUCAACACUGUCAUGCCCCGCAGGCUGUGGGUGAUGACGGUGAAUGCCCUGCAGCCCUCAGUGAAGAUGCUGAGGCAGCAGAGGUAUAUUCAGAAUGACCUGAUGGUUGACCCCCUCAUCGUGCUGCGCUGUGACCAAAGGGUCUACAGGUGUCCCCCUCUGAUGGACAUUGUUCUCCACAUGCUGAAUGGCUACCUUCUGGCCUCCAAGGCCUACCUCAACUCCCACCUGAAGGAAACAGCGGACUUUGACCGGCAGAGCCAGACCAUCUCUAACCUGGGCCUGGGACAGGCUGGGCAGCCAGACACCCCAGAGGUCACCAGAGAGGAGCUGAAGAACGCACUGCUGGCCGCUCAGGACAGUGCUGCAGUCCAGAUCCUGCUGGAGGUGUGUCUGCCCACCUCAGAGGUGCAGACUGGGCCCCUAGGGGCUGACGCUGAGAGCUUGCUCCAGAGCAUGAGGGCUGCGCCCGGGCCCAUCAAACAGGAAGAGGGGGCCAGGAGAGCAGAAGGGGAAGGCGAGCCGGAUGGGGGGUUACUCAGUGACCUGAGGGAGGUGCAGUGUCUCAUCUGCUGUCUGUUGCACCAGAUGUUCAUCGCUGACCCCAACAUCGCCAAACUGGUGCACUUCCAGGGUUACCCUCAAGCUCUGCUACCCUUGACCGUAGCUGGCAUCCCCUCCAUCCAUAUCUGCCUGGACUUCAUCCCAGAGCUGCUGGCCCAGCCCCAGCUGGAGAAACAGAUCUUUGCCAUCCAGCUGCUGUCCCACCUGUGUACCCAGUACGCCCUGCCCAAGUCCCUCAGCGUGGCCCGCCUGGCCGUCAGUGUCAUGGCCACGCUGCUCACAGUGCUGACCCGUGCCAAGCGUUUCUCCUUCUUCAUGCCUACCCUGCCGUGCCUGGUGGCGUUCUGUCAGGCCUUCCCUCCACUCUACGAUGACGUGGCGACCCUGCUGGUGCAGGUGGGACAGGUCUGUGCCUCUGACGUGUCCACCAAGACCAGGGACAUCGACCCGCUCAUCACCAGGCUGCAGUACCUGAAGGUGAAGCCUCAGGAGGUGGGUCCAGGAGGGGACAAGUCCAAGCUGAGCCUUCCCCAGAGGGCAGCAGAGGAGCUGGGUGGUGCUGACCCAGAUGUCCAGCUCUGCUACCGCAUAGAAGCCACCUUCAUGGACAUCAUCAGCACCAGCCAACACGGACUAUAGACAGAGACUUGCAGGUGGAGAGAGCACUGGGGCUGGUGCAGGGCUGUACGUUUAGAUAUGAGUGUUAUUUUCAAUGUGUAUGUUGUAGUGUGAGAUGUCUGUAUUUUGUAGGUAAUGAAAGAUGCAAUAUGCUGUAGGUCUGUUUUCUUGACCAUUGUAAAAAUAUUUUUCUAAGCUGACUUCUUUCUCAGCAAAAAAAAAAAGUUUUUUUUGAAAUGAUCAGGUAACCUUGAAUUAUGUAGUGUUUUUGUAUUGUACAUCUUGUUUGUAUUAAAAAAAACUUAAACUGAGA